AUGGAUAGAACCCUAAGACCUUGCUUGGAUACAUUACCAAAUCUUCUGCAACAAAAUUAUUUAAACAUUGGCUUAGAACAUUUUCUUAAUGAACUCCCUCAAAAACUUGAUAAGUUAAAAAUCUUAACUCAAUUUGUUCUGCCCGAUGUUUAUGAAAUAAUAAGCGAGUAUCCAUAUUAUGAAGCAGUAUUACAAGCUUUACAAUCUGUGGAAAUCAAACAAUCAAAUGAGUUUUAUGCACGAUUUCUCUUGGAAACACGUAAGCAACAGCCAGGAGAAAGUUUUGAUGAAUAUUUACAUGCUCUUAAAGUUUUUGCAAAAGAAUGUAACUUUAAACAGGUAUCUGCUAUUGAAUACCGCAAUGAAUAUAUUAGAGAUGCAUUUAUAACAGGAAUAAAUUCACAAGGUGUCAGACAGCGACUACUAGAAAAAAGUACAACUAGUCCGGAUGAAAUGUUUUUAAAAGCUAGAACCUUAUAA
Hydra vulgaris (swiftwater hydra) is the source of this 480-nucleotide messenger RNA. RefSeq lists its product as uncharacterized. The record is from RefSeq and is a predicted model, not a curated record. Lineage: Eukaryota; Metazoa; Cnidaria; Hydrozoa; Anthoathecata; Hydridae.